AUGAUGUAUGAUAGAUCAUUAUUAAAAUUAUAUGCGGAAGCAUGUAAGGAAGCACAAAUUACUAAAGCAUGGAAAGUAGCUAAGAUGAUUAAGAAAGAAGAACUUCAUGCUGCAUUUAAGAUUGCGGAAAGAUUGGAAUAUUUGCAAUUUGCUCAAAGGAUUCAAAAUAAAAGAGAACAGUUGAUGGAAUCAAAUGCUGAAGAUGAUGAUGAGGAAGAUGAUCUUCGAAGAAGAUGA
Hemisphaericaspora subhashii is the source of this 237-nucleotide messenger RNA. RefSeq names its product mcl1. The coding region runs from base 1 to 237 and encodes 78 amino acids. The record is from RefSeq and is a predicted model, not a curated record. Lineage: Eukaryota; Fungi; Ascomycota; Pichiomycetes; Serinales; Debaryomycetaceae. The transcript has a single exon.